AGGGCCGUGAGGCAGGACGCUUUACUGAGAGCAAACACUUCUUUUCACACAGGACUCUUUUUUAUUUGUGGCUCUCUCAGUGUGAGCUGAGCAGGUUUCACAAGAAGAGCUGACGGCUCCGGACAUUCAGAGUAACAAAGCGUCUGGCGCUUUAUUUGUGCGUCUCUGUGAAAGAGCGAGCAGGGUCCCCCCCCCCCCCCCCCUCUGAGGAUCACGAGUGGAGAGGGAGAAGAUUACCUGCUUGUCACCGGAGAUGAUGAGGAAAACCUGGGAAGUUAUCCUGAGGGAGUCGACUGAUGAGGAGGAAAACUUGACAGGGAUGUAAACACGGACCAUCGACUAAUCUGCAGAGACUUCCAUCACCACAAUGACACCACGUGAGAGCUCUCUCCUCACUUACCUGCUCAUGCUCCUCCAGCUCCUGCUCCCUCUCACCGUGUCCUCCCUACACCCUCCUCCUGUCCACGUUCCCACACUGGUCCCUCACACUCCCAUGCCUCUUCUACGCUCUCGCUUCAGCGCUCACACUCAGCUAGACUUCGGCACCCACUGCAACUCCAGCUGCCUCCACCGAGGAGAGCAGGAGGCGCAGAGGGAGCAGCUUGAGGAGAAGCUGGCCUUUGAGACGCUGUACGCUGACGGUUCCCGCACUCUCACCACUGUGGAUGUGGAGGGCGAGGAGGAGUUUGAAGCCCACACCGAUCAACCGUCACAGAGGAGGUUGAAGCCAAGACGCAGGCGCGUGCGGCGGCAAAUCUACGGAGCAGACGGACGUUUUAACAUUCAAGGUGACAACUUCCUGUUGGAUUACCCGUUCUCCACUGCGGUGCGGAUCUCCACCGGCUGCACCGGCGUUCUUGUGUCCCAGCAGCACGUCCUCACGGCUGCCCACUGUGUGCAUGAUGGGAAAGAUUACGUGAAGGGAGCUCGAAAGCUCAGGGUGGGCUUCUUGAUUCCUCCGUCAAUCAACGGCACUGCAGACAGCCUCACUUCCUCCAAGAAGCCUCUGAUCCGCUGGGUGAGGGUAAGACGUACCCGGGUGCCGAAGGGCUGGAUCCAGGGCCCUCAGGAGGUCAGCAUGGACUUUGACUACGCCCUGCUGGAGCUUCGGUGGCCCCACCGGCGUCCUUUCAUGCGCCUCUCUGUGGCCCCCUCCUCUGAUGACCUGGCAGGGAAGAGAAUCCAUUUCUCCGGAUUUGACAGCGACAGAUCUGGGGAGCUAGUCUACAGAUUCUGUCCAGUAGAAGAAGAGUCGAGUGACCUGAUUUAUCAGCAUUGCGAUGCCAGACCUGGAGCCAGCGGGUCAGGGGUGUACGGGAGAGUGUGGGACAACAGCUUAGAGCGCUGGGAGAGGAAGGUCAUUGGUAUUUUCUCUGGACAUCAGUGGUUAGAGAUAGACGGGGAGAACCGGAAUUACAAUGUGGCCGUGCGGAUUACUCCUCUCAAGUUUGCUCAGAUCUGUUACUGGGUGCACGGAAACCGACUAGACUGUGUCCACGACUGAGAAGGACAUAAAAAACAUGGAGGACAAUAAAGCAAAAAAAAAUCACUAAACACACAGAUUCAUAUAAUUAAAGACAUAGAAUUAAAUAUUUUAAAGAGAGACGAGUGAAACAGGAUUAAAUCCAUACGCAAAACACCUGCCAUUGAUGCACUAGUAGAGCAGAUCUACUUUUAGGUCCUUUCCCUCGUCAUGUCUCUCCUGUGUAUAAGUUUUCCCUCUGCCUGUGAGAUCAUCACUACGCCAUGUUUUAAUGUGCUUCAGCCUGCAGUCAGAUUAAUAACACAGUCAGUGUUUCCACAGAAUUAAUAACAGAAGCCACUUUUACAAGAGAGAGAAAAAAAACUUUCCUCCUUUGUAUGAGUAACACCAGAUUAUUUUCCAGCUAUGGAUUGACAUUUUGUGCUCUCUUUUCUGACUUUCAGGGAAACGGUCUGAAAUUAUUCUAGCUCUUUAAGGAUUGUUAAUUUUAUUCAGAAACUCUGAAACCACUGAUGAUUUUUUUUCAACAUGUCCACAGGCAGUUUGCCCUUCUUAGUGUGGAUUGGAGACACAGAGUGUUAAUUUUAUUUUUUUUUGUUUGACAAAUGCCUGAUAUAUUUUAAUAAACAGAGAUUUAUUCUAACAAG
Molecule: messenger RNA, 2130 nt
Organism: Labrus mixtus (cuckoo wrasse)
Lineage: Eukaryota; Metazoa; Chordata; Actinopteri; Labriformes; Labridae
Gene: prss23
Product: serine protease 23
Exons: 2
Coding region: 368-1504 (378 amino acids)
Biological process (GO): proteolysis
Molecular function (GO): serine-type endopeptidase activity
Source: RefSeq, a predicted model, not a curated record